This is a messenger RNA of Cylicocyclus nassatus, 2107 nucleotides long. NCBI's taxonomy places the organism in Eukaryota, Metazoa, Nematoda, Chromadorea, Rhabditida, Strongylidae. The record is from the annotation of a GenBank genome assembly.
AUGUUCUGCAAAAGAAGCAGCAUACGGCUGUUGUUCCCCAUAGUUUGGUUGAGUAAUUGUAUUCAAACAUGGCAUCCAUUCAUUGCUUCACCAUGGCAGAGACGCUAUUCAACGUUUUCAAGAGCGGACCGGCUCGAGGCGUUGAGCGAGGCAAGAGAGAUGUUCUACUUUGGCUAUGAAAAUUAUAUGGAGCACGCCUUUCCCGCAGAUGAAUUGGAUCCAAUACACUGCACUGGAAGAGGACACGAUCAUAGCAAUCCGUCCAACAUAAACAUUAAUGAUGUUCUGGGUGAUUACUCCUUGACUCUGAUCGAUUCGCUCGAUACUUUGGUGGUGCUAGGAGAUACCGAGGAAUUCAAGCGAGCCGUGUCUCUUGUUAUCAACACUGUGACAUUUGAAAAGAAUACUACUGUACAAGUGUUUGAGGCGACAAUCAGGGUUAUCGGGUCCCUGCUAUCUGCUCACUUAAUUGCAUCAGAUGAGUCUCGUUUGUUAGGAGAUUUUUACAUGCCCGAGUAUGAAGGUGAAUUGCUAACUCUUGCUCAUGAUCUUGCUGCACGUCUCCUUCCCGCAUUCGAGGGUACUAGAACAGGUAUCCCUUAUCCUCGUGUAAAUCUAAUGCGUGGUGUACUUCCCGAUACUAUAGAGGAGACUUGUACGGCUGGAGCUGGAUCUCUUUUGGUAGAAUUCGGAAUUCUGUCGCGUUUGUUAGGAGAUCAGACAUUCGAACGUACUGCCAGACGAAUUAAUGAGAGAUUAUGGCAACAUCGCGAUGAAAAUACCGGUUUACCAGGUAACGUCAUAAAUAUACAAACUGGAGAGUGGGUUGGACAUCUGAGCGGCGUUGGCGCUGGUCUGGACUCAUUCUAUGAAUAUUUCCUCAAGGCAUAUAUCUUAUUUGGAGAACCUCGCGAUCUGCAGUUAUUUAAUGAAGCGUAUGAUGCCAUUUUGGCUAAUAUGCGUCGUGGAAGGAUUUACUGCAAUUCUCAGGAUGGUGAACCACCACUGUUUGUGAAUGUCGAUUCACGUGAUGGUAGCACGGCCAAUACCUGGAUUGAUGCGCUGCAGGCUAGUUUUGCUGGACUUCUUGUUUUGGCAGGUCAUUUGGAGGAAGCAAUCUGUCAACAUGCGUUCUAUUACGCAGUUUGGAGCAAGUACGGGGUGCUGCCAGAGCGAUAUAAUUGGUACCUGAAACGCCCUGACGUGAACUUUUAUCCUCUUCGGCCCGAGUUUGUUGAGUCGACAUACUUUUUGUAUCAGGCUACGAAGAAUCCUUUCUACCUGCAUGUUGGAAAAGAAAUAUUGGAAUCCUUGAACAGUAAAACUAGAGUCAAAUGCGGUUUCGCCACUGUACAUAAUGUUGACGAUGGAAGUCUGGAGGACAGGAUGGAGUCGUUUUUCCUUGCUGAGACCAUGAAAUACCUAUACUUGUUAUUCGAUGAGGAGAAUCCGGUAAACGUUCAUCAAGAGCGGUUGUUGUUUACGACUGAGGGGCAUAUUGUCCCUAUACUUCACAAGUUCCGAAAACACUCCUUCGUCGAACCUCGUAGUCACAGCAGGCCUGGUACGAAGAAGCUCCUUGCGGGUCCAAAAAAGCUCGUAAUAUCGAAUAGUGAAGGACUUGUGCGUCGCGCUUCGGAGGGUUACACACGAACAGUCGGCAAUUCUUCAUGUGAGACCACAGAAGCGUUCCCUCGACAUGUGCCUCCGCUUGGCGACAUUCAUAUGAAGGAAAUAUUUCAAUCUGUUGGCCUGGUAUGGGAUUGGUGGAGUUGAUAGCAGCAUUCUUGGGUCGUAGGGAUCAUUCACGCUUAGCAGGUUCUUAGCGAAGUUUGUGCCGGUUAGGUCUCAUUCCUAUGAAUCGACAUCUAGUCUUUCCUGCGGGUUGGUUGUUUCAUUUGCGAAUCCGUGUCCAUGUUCAAAAUUCCUCAUAUCUCUAUAUGCUUGUGCCUUGCUUGAUUCCGGGAAAUUUUCACUUUAAAAUGUGAACUAUAUCAUAUGGCGGCUGUGAUAUAUGAGUAGUGGUAACCUCCUCUUUUCUCAGGGUUCCUUAGCCCUCUUGUCUUCUUUCAUUCAUGGUGUACAUUAUACAUAAAGAGUUCUAUCU